GAUUGUCGGGACGAUACAGACGUCAACUAUUGCCUCCCGAAUUUGGUCCAUCUUCAAACACACAAACGUUGGGGGAGAUCUUAGAACGCACGCCUCCGCAAGAUUUGCAAAGGGAAGAAAUGAUGGAAACCGAUGGACAGAAACAGUAUAUUCGUGACAUGGAAUCUCAAUCGACUCCAUCAUUGUUUAAAAUGGCUGCCACCCUUGGAGAGAGUAUCAUUAAAAAUCAUGCAUUUUUGGAUGGAAAUAAGAGAGCUGGCCAUCUUGCCAUUUCGAUGUUUUUAGCUAUAAACGGUUACGAUCUGGAUGCGGAUGAUGAAUCACCGAGAAAAUUACGAUAG
Messenger RNA from Ambispora leptoticha, 341 nucleotides. The record is from the annotation of a GenBank genome assembly. NCBI's taxonomy places the organism in Eukaryota, Fungi, Glomeromycota, Glomeromycetes, Archaeosporales, Ambisporaceae.